CUCGAGUCUGCCGUCGGCCUCGCCGCGCUCGCGGCCGACGUGUCGAGCGGAGCGGUCGGAGCCGUCGGUGCGACCGCCGGCGCAGUGGGGAAGGGCGUCGUCGACGCUUCUUCGCGGCUCGCCAGCGCCGACACGGAGCCGACGCACGGCCUUGCCGCCGGCGAGAGCGACACGGCGGCGGCGGAGCUCGGCUCGCCGCUCCGGAACGUGCGCGGCCUUGCGGGGGGCGCGGUGAGCGUCGCGAGCGCCGUGAGCGCGAUGGUUGCGUCCGAUUUCGGCGCUGCGGCGACCGAGAUGACGCGCGGGCUCAAGGAGGGGCUAAAGGAGGGGGGCGGCCAGCUGGUGGAGCGGGGCGGCGCCGUCACCGGUACAAUCAGCUCGCUCGCAAAGGAGUCGGCGAGCGGAGUCGGCGAGCGGCUUCCUCCAGCUCGCCACCGACGUUCGCGAGACGGCCGGCGCGCUGUCGCCGAGGCGGGCGCCGUCGCCGACGUCGGAACUUCCACGCUUGCGCUCGCUCGGCCGCUCGCGGCGGGCGGUGGCGGUGGCGAGGAGGGGGAGGAGGAGGGCGCGGCGGCGGAGGAGGAGUCCGGCCCGCCGCCGCCGCCCGAGCUGGCGCCGUUCGAGGCGUUGCGGCCGGCGGCUUGGCUCGACAGGCUGGGCGGCUCUGCCUCGCUCGGCGCGCUAGAGGGGCUAAGGGACGGAGCCUUACUGCGGGUGCAGCUCCAGCUCGCACGCCUGCCCGCCGCCUCGACGCCGCGCAUCGAGGCCGCGCUCGACGCCAUCGCCGUGGCGCUCGAAUCGGAGGCGUCGCCGGCCGCCGCCAACGCGCCGCCGCCGCCGCCGAGUCGGGGCGGCGCGCCGCCGCCGACACGGCUGAAGGACGCAUUCGCAGCAGCGCUCGCGCCGCCGGUCGCAGAGCUAGAGGAUGCGGUCGGUCGGGGAGGUGCGGCCGAGGGCGGCUUGGAGGGGGAGGAGCAGAGCUGGACGGAGGAGGAGGGUGUGGCACGGGUGCACGCCUACUCCGCGCGAUGCUUCGGGCAGCUCGCCACGUGCGCGCUCGUGGUGCUGCGGAGGUUCGGGCUCGCGUGCCAACGCGCGCCCACGCAGACGCCGCUCGGUCUCGGGGAGGACGCGCCGGCGGAGGCGAUGCUGCGCGGCGCCGACUGGCCGUUUCUGUCGCGGGCGGAGCAGGCGGAUUGGCUCGCCACCUCCGUCUGCGCGGCCGCCGCCCACUUCGCUGACGCCGUCAACCGAGUCUCUGCGGCGUCGCUCGGGGCGGAGGCGGCGCGCAGCUGCUCCGCGGCAUCCGACGCGGCCGCGUUCAAGCGGGCGCGCCGCGCUCUCUGCACGGCGGUGCACUUGGACGCGGGGGCGGCGCUGACGUUGGUUCACGAGGCGAUCGGGAUGCUGACGCCAGUGCUGCAAGAGGUCGCGCUCGGCGAUGCGGCGGCAGCGCCCAAUGGUGGCACGCAGAGUGCCGACGAGGGCUUGUGCUAAAGAGUGCUCUGUCAGUCCGUCCCAGUCACUUGUUUAUAAAUUGAUUCCAUGGGGGUGGAGACUGAUAGGAGACUUGAAGUACAAAA
Emiliania huxleyi CCMP1516 is the source of this 1583-nucleotide messenger RNA. RefSeq lists its product as hypothetical. The transcript is spliced from 8 exons. Lineage: Eukaryota; Haptophyta; Isochrysidales; Noelaerhabdaceae. The coding region runs from base 259 to 1497 and encodes 412 amino acids. The record is from RefSeq and is a predicted model, not a curated record.